AAAAUAUAUCGCAUGCUAGAAAUGUCAUUGCAAAACAAAUAAACAACAAGGCAACAGCGUGACUGCAAAGAAAAAAGUGAGUACAAAAUGGAAAAUAUAAAAGAAACCAGCGAGCAGGCAGAAGCAAAUGAAACAGCAGAAGAAAUUAUAAAACCAGACCAACAACUACAGCAACAAAAGCAGGAAGACCAACAAUUACAGCAGCAGCAGCCAACAGAAUUACAAGAACCCCCACAAAAACAAGAGGGGGAAAAACUAAUAGAGACACCUGGUGAAAAGCAGCAGCCAGAAACACCAAUUAUUGUCUUCGAUGAGGAUGAUGAUGAUUAUGACGAUGAUGAUGAGGAAAAAGAUACUUCACAGAAAUUGGUCAUAGACAUACCCGAGGAAGAUGAGGAGGAGGAAAAAGAUGAAGAAGAAGAGGAGGAGGAUGAUGAUGUUAUAGCUUUAGAUGAUUUACCCCAAGAGGUACCAGCUCCUAAAGAGACAGAAAAAAUUUCACCCAAACCUGAAAUAGUAGAGGCCAUAAUAACUUUAUCCGAUGGCGAAGAAGAUGUAACAACCAAUGAGGCUGCCGCUAAACCGGGUAAAGUACAAAAAAGACGUAGCAUGGGUGCUGGUACAGUGGGCAAUGAAGAAGAGCGUUAUCGUUUAAAAAGGCGUAAAAUUAAUGUGGCCGGUGCUCCCAAAAUGCCAUUAACUGGUUAUGUACGUUAUAUGAAUGAUAGACGUGAUACUUUGCGCAAAGAACAUCCUUCCAAAACGGCCAUGGAACACACCAAAAUGAUUGGUGAAGAAUGGCAUGCCUUGCCAACGGAUGUUAAGUCUAACUAUUUAAAGGCGGCUGAUGUUGAUAAGGAAAGAUAUGUUAAGGAAUUGCAUAGUUUUCUGAAAUCCCGACCCGAUAUCUUGGCCAGUGAAUUGGCUAAAAAUAAAAUACGUAAAACAGCGGAAAACAAUAGUCCCAAUCCGUCAGCAAACGCCAGCACAACGGCAGCGACUGCAACGAAACCGGUAGUACUUAAAGACAAAACACAAAUAAAUGAGACACAACCAAAAUUCACUAAAGACACUAACGUGAAGGAUAAAAUGAGCAAGGAAAUCAUGGCCACAGCUUCGACAUCACAACAGGCUAAUAACGAUAAGACGGGCAAUGAGAAAAACAAACGUAAACGAACACCCACACCACCUACAUCCACCACCACCACCAACACCACCGCCAACAACAUGAAUACAACAAAUGCCUCCACUUCAGCUAUGGCGGCGGCCAGCAGCACUAGCAUCAGCUCUACUAUUGUUACACCCACGCCCGGCGAAAUACCCAUAUUUACAAAUGAGUUUCUGGAACACAAUAAAAUCUAUGAUAUGGAAUUGCGUUCGCUUAGGAAAUCGAAAACGGAUCUGGAACAGCAGAAUUCGGUGUUAGAGAAACAUGUUGAGAACAUGAAAUUCGGUGUAGAGAAAAUGAUAACGGAAAACAAUGAGUUAGAAGAGAAGAAUAGACUUUUGGAAAUUUAUCUGGAUAAAUUGAAAAGGAAAUUAGCUCUUGCUUUAGGGGCAUUACCUUUGCCCACGGCACCCAAUGGUGCCACCGUGGACAAUAUAGAUAAAUACAUGCAGGAUCUAUAUAAAAUGUCCACUUCCAAUUCGCAUGGCCCGGCUACUUUGAAUAAGGCUAAGGAUAUUAUUAGAAAACUAGAUUUACAAAUACAACUUUAAGUUUAUUUACAAAAAUAUCUUUAUUACAAUAC
Molecule: messenger RNA, 1751 nt
Organism: Calliphora vicina (urban bluebottle blowfly)
Lineage: Eukaryota; Metazoa; Arthropoda; Insecta; Diptera; Calliphoridae
Gene: Hmg-2
Product: High mobility group protein 2
Exons: 4
Coding region: 88-1719 (543 amino acids)
Biological process (GO): regulation of gene expression
Cellular component (GO): nucleus
Source: RefSeq, a predicted model, not a curated record